AUAAUUUCUCAAAUAAAUUUGUGGAACUGAAAGAAGUUUUAUAUCUCUCCUCUUUGCAAAAAUGUCAUUCCUGUCCAAAAGCGUGCAAGAAAUGUCCAUCACCGGCGAUGAACCACCUCCGGAAUACAUUGUCAAAGGAUGCACUUUUGCUCCUUCAGAUUUAUCCUCCUCCUUAUCCUCAUCUCCAUUUCCGGUAAUCGACAUCAGUCUCUUCUCCUCAUCUUCUGCUCACAGUAACAGCAAGGAGGAAGUAGACAGUGCACUGGAAACUCUAAGAUCAGCUCUCGGCUCAAAUGGAUGCUUCCAGGCUGUAGGACAUGGGAUGUCGAGUUCAUUCCUUGACAAGGUACGUGCAAUGGCGAUUCAAUUUUUUGAACUUCCAGUGGAAGAGAAGCAGAAAUAUGCGAGAGCUGUGAAUGAAUCUGAAGGCUAUGGGAGCGACGUCGUCGUUUCAGCAAAUCAAGUUCUUGAUUGGUCUCAUCGCCUGAGUCUGAGGGUAUUUCCUGAAGAUAGAAGAAGGAACAAUCUUUGGCCUGAAAAUCCUAAUGAUUUCAGAGAGACCUUGAUCGAAUAUUCCCUGAAGAUAAAGUCUGUGAUGGAUCUUCUCUAUAAGGCAAUGGCAAGGUCACUGAAUGUGGAAGAGAACAGCUUCUCAGGCCAGUUUGGUGAUCGUUCUCUAAUGCAAGCAAGAUUCAACUUCUAUCCAAAGUGUUCAAGACCUGAUUUGGUUCUUGGUGUCAAACCUCACACUGAUAGGUCAGGCAUUACAGUUCUCUUGCAAGACAGACAAGUUGAAGGCCUUGAAAUUUUAGCAGAUAACAAAUGGAUUAGAGUUCCCGUUAUUCCUGAUGCUCUUGUUGUCAAUCUCGGAGAUCAAAUGCAGAUAAUGAGCAAUGGAAUAUUCAGAAGCCCAAUGCACAGGGUGGUGACAAGCACAGAAAGAUUGAGAAUAUCUGUGGCCUUAUUCCAUGAACCAGAGCCAGAAAGAGAGAUUGGACCUGUAGACAGCCUGGUGGAUGAGCAAACACCCAGAUUAUACAGAAAUGUCAAAAAUUAUGGUUUUAUCAACUAUGAGUGCUACCAGAAAGGCAUUGUAGCCCUUGAGACUGUGAAAAUAUAAUCCUCAUCUGUUCUAUCUGCUGUUGAAUGUAUUUUGACUCUAAUGUAAUAAUGCCACAAACUCCUUGGAUUCUAAUCCAUUACAACUCCUGGAGACUAUUUCCUAUUUUCA
This is a messenger RNA of Manihot esculenta (cassava), 1231 nucleotides long. RefSeq names its product protein SRG1. The transcript is spliced from 4 exons. Bases 62 to 1120 code for a protein of 352 amino acids. The record is from RefSeq and is a predicted model, not a curated record. NCBI's taxonomy places the organism in Eukaryota, Viridiplantae, Streptophyta, Magnoliopsida, Malpighiales, Euphorbiaceae.